AUGAGUCGACGUCGUCGAGCAUCGAUUCGACGGCUGCCGCCACGGAAACCCGAUACGCGCGGCUACUGUAGCGCGGCUUUUGGCCCAGCCGUACGCCUCCGGCAAAACAAUAACUGAACAACAAUCGUUCGCUAAUUGCUGGUAAUAAAAAUGGAAAAGUAGAGAAGGGUUGAUAAUGGAUGAACUAAAUGCUGAUGACACAUAAAGGUCAUGAAAAAAAAAGAAUGAUAGUGAAAGUGAGAUCUUUUCGUGUUGAAAAUGAACCAAACACGAGUGGAUCAAUGCGUUCAGGAGCUGAAAAAAUUGAGAAUCAAAUUUGGACUUUGAAAUGCAUGUGGAAAUUUUAGAAAUUACAGUAGGACUGUUAUGUGAGCACGUUGCUGCACUUAAAACUCACUAUUUUUACGCCAUUUAUUUUUAAAAAUAAUUUUUUUAAUUUUAUAAAACUUUUUAAAGCUUAAUUACCACCGUUUUUCAAUUUUUAAAAAAAUGUAUUAAGAAGUUUUUCAUAUAUAAUUUUUUUAUCUUUUUUUCAUUUUCUCAAUUUUUUUCAUGGUAAAAAAUUUUUUUUUCCUGCGAAAUCUUAUUGUUAUUUCUUAGAAUUUCUUUUAUUUAUGUUCUAAUGUGUGUAAAUCUUUUUUUUUGUAAAAUUGAGAGAUAUGAUUACCCAAAAAAAUUUCACUUUUUUUUAAAUCUCAUUUUUUUCUACUUUUUUUAAAUAAAUUAUGCUGCAAAAAAAGAUGUUUGAAAUCUUCAGGGAGCGAAAUCAGAAGAAACUUAGCCGCAAGAUAAAACCAUUUAGGAGUUUCAAUUUAUAUGUGAGUUUUUUUAAUUCUUUAAUUUCACCUCUGUAUUAUUUUUUUCUGGUCAGAGAAAAAGCAAAAGUUCUUCAACGAUUUGAAAAGAAUCUACAUGAAAAGAAAAUGAAAGGAAAAUGGUUGGUUUGAAGAUUGAUUUGUUUAUUUCUAUUCAUGGAUCAGCAUAGUCUGGGACAACUGAUUCUAAAAAAAAAAUAAAAACGUCAGUAAAGUUGUGUUUGGAACAAGAGAAAAUGCCCAGGACGUUCAUGGCGGUAAGGUCUUCAGAUGGAAUAAUCAGAAGAACGGUGAAGACGGCGGUCGCCUGCACCUGUCUCGAGGCCGCGCAAGGAGUAACACGAAGCUGAAGCACUCGAAAAGCCUGAGGAGUACGGUAGGACGGAGAGUGCGUCAGACGCAGAGAAACGCAGCGCCGACUGGGCGUAGCUGCGACGACACACGGGUGCAGCCGAAACGACGCGACCGACGAUGCUCCAGCACGCCGUCGACGACCAAGAGGUCCGUUCCAACCUGUUGCAAAUGGUUAUUUUGCGGAAUGAGCUCGUGCACGCUGCGGCGGCGGCUCGCUUAACGCCGUAUCAAAUAACUUUUUUCCGUCAGCUCUCCUGAAAGAAACGAAACUUUUUCCCCUCGUCGUCCCUGUAAAUUGAUGCUUCUUUGAUUUCAAAUUUGUCAUUCAAUAUCGCCCACCCUCCGCGCGUUUGCGAAGAAUAUCCAUUCAAAUGCACUCGAGCGCCGUCGCCGAGCCUUCCCUCAUGCUCAGGUAUCGCUCUUUUACCGCAAAAUGCUGCCUAAUUGGAAUAAUCGGAAAAUUGAUCUUCGGACUGCUUCUGGAAACUGUUUACUCGGAGAUUCUGAGCAAGUUUCCUUUUUUGACUGUUGAAUAUCGAAUUUUGUUAGAGCAGGUUUCACUUCAAGUCUAUCAUCAAAUUAAUUUUCGGAAAUUUCUUUUCUUCUGAAAGUUUUCCUCUCUUAUCGAAAUUGCAUUUUUCUAAUAAGAAAUUUUGAUUGUCUCAACUACUCAGAGCCCUUUUUUAAUACGGCUCAAAAUGGACUUUUCAAAAAAUCACGAAUGUUUUGUUUUGGAACUUUCGAUAAAAUGUUUUUCAAAAUUUUGUAAAUUUUCAAGUUUUGUUCAUUCUUCUCUUUUUUUAUCUAUUUUAAGAAGGUAAAAAGACUUCAUUGUAGAGUUCCAUGAUGUUUUUUUCUUAAAAAAAUAUGGCGCUUUUUUUAACUUUUUGAAAAAUAUAGUUAUUAAUUGAGGAAUAUUUCAAAAGUAAGUGAUUUGUUUUUGCUUCUUCACAAGUGUAAAGGAAAAACUGCUCUUAAGGUUCAUUUUGUGUUUAAACUUCUACGUAUAAGUUAGUCCCCAUUUUCUCUUUAUUUUUGUUAAAAUUUGACGGUUUGCUCGAAGAAAACUGAGCUUUGGAAUCUUCAGCAGUUUACCCAUUUAAUUUUAGAUAAUUUGAAUUACUGUACUCUAAUUACUCGAAAGUCACCAAUUUUUUUCACUUUUUGACUCGUCAACUCACUACUUUUCUUUGUGGAAAUCCUGAAAAGUUUUCAAAUUGUCGAAAACACUUUUCUUGACCGGCAAACAUAUCUCUUUCUGAAUUUUUGAGUUAUCGAAGAUUUUUCUUCUUUUUCUUUCGUUUUUUUUGUUGCAUAUCGAGUGCUCACGCAAUCGAUUUGGCAUCGGCGCAAAGUUUGUUUAGACGAUUUGCGCAAUUUGCCAGAAGCCCGUAAAAACGGAUAGUUGUUUAUCCUGGAAUCCAGGUGAAUGGAAGAUAUUUUUUACUGAGCGACUUUUUAAUUAACGAGCGGUUCACAGGCUCUCACAGCGAGUUCUAGAGACCCGAGCAAUUAACCUUUUCGUGUUUUUUCGCGCUCUUUUUGAGUUUCGCCGCCUUCACACGUGGCGCCGAGUCAUUAAGUGAAGUGCCUUGCUUUUAGAUUCUCAAUUAUUUUUUUGAUUUCCAUUAUGAAACGCUUUUCUUAAUCAUAGGCUUAACAAAAUUGUUCUCAAAGUUCGAAGAAGUCGAGAUUUUGUUACGUUUUAUAAAUUUAUGAUUUCGUUCUUAUAGAGAUGAGAUGGAACUAAAGGGAAAGGAGAAAAAACAUGGUAUUGAAGUAUUUUGGAACAGGAACCAGAUUUCGUUUUGAAGCAUUUGAAACAUUUUUUUCAGUUUUCUGAGAAGAUUCUCUGCUGAAUCAUGGAAUAAUUGAAGAGUUGUUUGCCGGUUCACAAAACUGUGGUUGAUCCAAGAAAGGCGCGUAAAUCAGUACGUCAUUUUUGAUAGAAGUAGACCAGUUUUGAAAAUUCCGACGUACAGCUGCUUCUCCAUGAGAAAAGAGGGUAACCUUACAGAAAGGUUUUGGAAAGGAAGCGGUAAGCUGCGUGAUUCAGAUCAUUUCGCGCUUUUACAUUGAAAUAAAAGGCACCUCCAAUCUUUCUUUAUAUUCCUUUUGGACGUUCCCAAUGAAAAGCUGCAACUAAACGUCCUCAGAAAGGUCGGAAAAUCGAUAGAGGUGCCGGUGUGAAUGGAGUGGUCACACCACACACGACGGUGGGCCUUUUGCUGUACGCGGCGACACCCGUCCAAGUUUGAAAUCGGAUACAGCGCGACCGUUGUUCGGCGGCUUCUCCGCGCCGUUCGUCGGUCGCUUUGGUGCCGCCACUAGGCCGAGCUUCUCCUCUGAAAACUUCCUUCAUGGACUUUCCUUCUCGAGCUCGUUUGUCUAUUUGCAUGCAGGCUGUCCAACACCUGUCAAGCCUUGUUCGCCUUGUUUGUACAAUGUUUGGCCCCAUACUGCCACUUUACCGUUUCGUAAGCUCACCCAGAUGGUGUAGAAUAAUUAGUGGAGAUUUUUUUUUUGAAAGGUUUCAUCGUUUUUUCUCUUUCUCUUGAAGUUUGCAUUUUCAUGUAAAGUUAUUAUGAUUUAACUUAAACGGGGAAAAUUUGUCAAAAUCGCUUUUAAACCGUAACUUCUUCCUUAAAGAAUAUGAAUAAGCAAAAUCUAUCAGAUCUUUAGGACUUUCAAAACGAAAAAUGCUAUAAAGGCUCUCUAAAUUACCGUAGCCGAGGUGACAGCUUGCUGGGAGAGUCCCUAAAUGGACAAGAAGCAUCUGCUCGUGUUGACAAGUUCUGUUGUGUCGUUGUUCGCCAAACACGGUCAUAUGCAGAAGAAAGUACGUCUGCCGACGUCCCGCUGAGGCCCUGGUUUCUCGCCUAUCGAGAUGGGCUAAUAACCGGCAGAGAGUCAUUGAGCGCCAGGUCUCUCUCUCGAUGAGAUACCAUGUUUGAAAUCGAAAAAGUAGGAAACGUUUCCCGCACUGAACACAACGGCUCAGUUUUGCAAUUGUUAAUAAGAAUAAACUCACAAGAGUGGUUAUUUUUGUUUGAUUUUUCAAUUUUUUUGGAAAAUGCGCUCAAAAAUUCUCGGAAGGUGUAGAUUGAGAUUUCUUGUAGUCGCUACCUGAGUAAAAAUUCUAACUUUUGAGAAACGAACUUGUGAAGAUCAUGUUUAAACAGAAAUACGCCUGAAGUACGAGUUCUAAGCGUUAGAUUCGGGAUAUACAUCUCUUUUCUUCGUCUUACCUACGAUCUAAAACUAACCACGACUAUUUUCAGCUCAAGCCGUUAUUCUUGUCCAGCACGGACGCGUCGCAGAACCUCACCAGGUUAUUCGAAACGUCCUCAAAAGGGAACUUUCGCCUUGAUUGCAGCGACUCGAGCAGCUCGUCGGUCUGGUCGGUUCUGCCUUCGGCCGACGUCGCCAAAGACAUGUCGUCGACGUUGGCUGCGUCGACCGCCGCCGGCACUUCCGACAGACCUGCUUCGGGCAUCGUCAGCAUAACUGACGCCGCUGCCGCCGCCUAUGGUAUGAUUUUGAAGCAAUUUUUAAUUUUUUUUUUUUCAAUCCCGCCUUGUCUGCGUUUUCAACAUUUUUUUUUUCAUUAUUUGUCAGAAAGUUUGAUAGCUGUUUUUGUUAACCGUUUAGAAAGAUUUUCCUCAUUUAAAAUAAAGGCUAUACUACCAUUUCCAAGUCUUUUUUUCAAGCGCUUCAGAGGAAACCAUAGUGUCAGAUGAAUGAAAAAUAAGUAGUUUCUCACUGUUGACGUUCAUUUAAUAUUUUUUACCAGCUCUUUAAUGUUUUAAAUAUAAUUGUUCAAAGAUUUUUUUUGUUGAAAAUUUUACCUUUUUCAAAUCUGGUCAGCACUGACAAGACUGUACAUGUAUUUUCGGUAAGACGGCUCCAAAAAUUUUCAAAAGGUUUUUGGUUUUAACAAUGGAGGUCAUUUCACUUUGCGGUUGGGAUCUUCCCCCAAAUUGGCCAGAAAAAUCCUUGAUGUACCAGAAAAAGAUUCUGAAAGUCUAAACCUGCACAACUUCCUCGUUUUCGGGAAAAGACGCCUCAAAGUCGAAGAAAACCUUCAAAGCCAUAAAAAAAUAGGCUAUUUUGAGACUUUAGGCCCUUAUUCCUCGAAAACUAGGAAGUUGAGCAGGUUGAGACUUUCAGGAUCCUCAUCUGCUACAUCAACAAGUGUUCUGGCCAAUUUUUAGGAAAAUCCCUACCGCAAAGUAAAAUGACCUCCCGUGUAAGGUAACACUAAUGAUUCAGUUUUCUCGAAAGCACCCUUUUUUGGAAAAAAAAAUUGUAAGAAAUCAAAUUGACCCGUUUUAUUAUUUCAUUUUUGAAGUUUCUCUUAUUUCAAGCAAAUCCACAGUAUAUAUAUAUAUAUCCUCGAAAGCGUGAAGGAAUAUUAUUCUUGGAAGGAACGGUUGUUGGGGUGCCUGGAUGCAUGUUGCGCAACAGACCACUUAGCACACGUUCCAAUUGACAUAGGCGGUCCAAUCGCGGUGUUGGAGCCCCUUCGUCUGCCUCUCCAUUCCGGCAGCGCUAUUUCCACUCUGACCGCCCACCGGUCCGGCAGAUCACCGCUGACCCACAGUCUCUCCCGGCUCCCCAAAUCCUCUAUGAGCAUUUGUUUUUAUUGCUUCCGAUCGUUCCGCUUAUUAUUUUACGAUGCUGUCACUCAAGCUUGUCAAUCACUUUUUAUUUUGUCAAUUAUUACUUGUUUUUUCACAAAUGAUAUCGAAUGAAAUGACGUUUUUACCAUUGACUAGAGCUCAUAGAAACUGUGAUUUUUCAAAAAAGGCUCUCAAAAAGUUGGAUAAUGAAUCAUUCCAGUAAAAAGUAAUUUCGAUCAUUAUUACGACUUUGUGAAUCAAAAUCGUUCAUUUUUCAAUCCUUAAAUCAAUUCGAAAAUUAUUUCGUUCUGUAGAUGCGUUUUUUGAAAAUAUCUCACUUAUGGUCCUCUGAAGAGUUUUUUUUCCCCUUCUGAAUGAUCUUGGUUCUUUUCAUCAAUAGUCUUAUUUUAGACGGUUCGAAUACGAUAUCUCUCAUUUUUUAAAUUUCAAAAUAUUGUAAUUCCGUUUGUCUGGCCGGAUUAAAAAAAAUCAAACUUUUGACUUUUCCCUCUUUAGCAAAAAAAGUUAUAGAGUAAAGUUUGCCUGAAAUUUUUUUAAUAAGUCGUCUGAAUUUAUUUAUUUUUUUAUCGGUCUACGUACUUUCACCAACAGUUGAAUUUAAGAAAGUUAUCCUUAAAAAAAUAAAAUUUUAUUUGUAAAUCAUAAAUGGGCAGACCAUUUUUUUUUUGACCCCUCCUCCCGAGUUUUCGUAAAUUAAAUCUAAUACUACCUCCCUGAGGCUAAAACUUAUAUUUUUUUGUGGCCGAAAAAUACUUCCCGGAGAUCAAAAAAAUGAUUUUAUUUUUUUAUUUUCCAAAAAUUUUUUUGUAAGCGAAACCUUUCUCUGGUCAUCUAUGUUUUUAAAUUAUCUUCGUUUUUUUGGUCGCUCAAAUCUAAUUUCGUAGCUCUUUUUAGCAACAGGGCUUACUGUAUUUUUUUAUUAUUGAAACCUUAAACUGGAUUUUUGCAAAAGAAUUUUGAUUUUCAAGAUGAUAUUACAGGCCAGAACGCCUACUACAACACGACGUACCCCACGAGCUACAGCAUGUACGCGAGUUCUCCGGCCACCUACUACCAACAGGUCGCCUCAGGACUGCGAGCCCAAAAUGCAGCCGCCGCCUUCCCCUACAGCUUCGCUGCCAAUCCGACCGCCUACUACGGUAACUACCAUAUCUCUCUUCUUUUGUACUUUCUUCUUUCAGGGGGCUCCUACGGCGUCGACUACACGGCGUACAACAAUCAGUACUACCAAGGCAUCCGAUCCGGAUACUAUCCCAACCCCUUGGCCACUCCCGCCGCUGCCUACGCGGUAAAUUUUUCAAUUUUCUGAGAGACUUUUGAAACUAUCUUUGAUUGUUCUCAAUGAACCGCGAAGUUUUUGAGAAGAAAAUAAUGUUUCCAGUUUUUUUUUAGACAGGACGGGUUUCAGUAAGAUUUUAUUUAAAAACUAGUAUCUCAUUUUAUCAUCCUCUAUAGAAAUUCCUUCUCGAAGGUUUUUUUCGGCAUUUAUUUUUUUACUUUAACGAGUUAGAUGAACUUAUUAAUUUUCACUGAAAAAAAGAAUACUUUUUGGUUUUAAUAAAGUUGGAUAAGAACUAAUAGACGCGCAAAUUUCCUGCCCGAUUUUAAAAUUUUUGAGGCAUUGGGUCAGCUAAUUUUUAGUUACUCAGAUUUUAGGCUCAAAUAUAAAUAUUUCAUAAAGAGAAUCUACAAUUACUCGUCAACGAAAAUCGGACCUUUCUGAGAAUUUCUAGGGAUCACUUAAGAGUGUUGACGCUACUAAAGUGGUGACUAAACCUUGACACGCCCGAUUCGCGUUAUCAAUGUCCGAGUAGUUCUAAUUUUUAUAACUAAAGAUAUCUAUUUGAGAAAGGUUAGGUUAUAAGACCGGAGCUAGCUGGUCUCAGCCAGAGGAUCUAGAAGAAUUUCUUGGAGAUCAAAAAAAUCCAUUCUUCAGGUCCAAUCGGCAGCCUCGCUCUCCACCGCAUCCGCGACAUCAGCCGAUUCUCCAGCAGUGGAACUCCCGUUUUCGCUGAAGGCCGAGAAGAAGUGCAAGGCGAAGAAGAAAAAGACAGGGUCCUGCUCGCCGGGAGACGUUCAGUACGCGCGCGUCUUCAUCUGGGACGUCGAGGACAUCUGCAUGCUCUCGCGCAACUUUUUCAACCAAGUCACUCAAAACUCCAAGGUUUCUCGCUUUCUUCUUCUUUUCCAACAACUCUAUAUUCUUUAGUUUCUUCCGUACGUGGCUCCAGCAAUGUUGUUGAAUCAACUAGUCGAACGAGUCGUUUCGUUGAGUUUCUCAGAACACGCUGAGGUGGGUAACUGUUCUUAUUUUUCAAAAGUUUACCAUUUUUUUCGUUUUCAUGUAUAUUAUUUUAUGUAAAAUACAAUAUUUAUAUUUUCCUCGGAAUAUCGAAAAAACUUUUUGUCUGUUAACUGAUGAGUUGAAAGUUCUCCCGUCUUUGAGGUGCUUUUGGUGAUAAUUAGUUUCCUGUUUCAGCUGGUAACUUCCAAUUUAACAGAAAUAUUGCUGAACGUUUUUAACUCUUUUUUGCAGUACAAAAAAUAUCUCUCAGUAGAUCUUGUUUUCGAGUUAUGAAGCUUCAAAGUCUGAAAAAUACGCAAAUUAUGACAAAAAAAAACGCUAUUUCAAGCUUUUGAAACGUCCUAACUCGAAAAGCAGAUCUAUUGCGAGAAAUUUUUUUUUGCACUCAGAAGGUCCUAAAGUUCUUUUCAACAAAGUUACAUCAAAAGUUCAACCACGGGAGUAAAAAGCGUUCCCUUGGGAAUGAAAAAUGGUUUUCGAAGUUUCUUACAAACAAGUACAUCUUCCUACACUACUCCAAUAUCCUUUCAAUUUUCCAGGAAUGCGAUCUGAUGAACAUUGAAGACGCGGCGAUGGAGGAAUCUCUGACGGACGGGUCAAUAGUCGACGCAAGGUUGGACCAAGUUGAGGGGCCCAAGCAAUUGGUUGACCUUACAGGGGCGUCGACAUGAUGCGACGUGUGGCGAGCAAAUAUCUCGCCUUACGAGAACUCUACCAGGAGUGCGCCGCCAAGCAGAAGGCCGACACCUACUUCAGCUAUGGUCAGAGGCUUUCCAAUAGAGUUCCGAGUCGUCCUCUCGACUUGAAAUGAUCAUUUGAAAGAUUAGAAACGAACUAUCAAGUUAAUUUGAGAACAUAAACGAGUUUCGAAACUAUUGAAUUUGUUGAUUUGAGGCAUUUUUUGUAAAAUUUUGAGAAAUAGGUAAAAGAAAAAGUGAAAAUAGUAUUUAGGAACGCCAGAGUGGUUCCUGUAGGGAUGGUCCUAAAGUUUGCUCCUAUAGGGACCACUCUGGAGUUCCUAACUAGUUACAAAGCUAUUUUUCUUCAGAACGACUUUGUUCUCAUUUUUUAUAAAUCUCUGACACCACCCACUGACCAGGAGUUCAGAACUGCUGGAUAGAUGCGGUCUGUCAGCACAAGAAGAAGAACUCACCCAGGCGGCGCAGCAGAUGCAGUCGUUGUUCAGCCACCGAUGGCAAGCUGCCAACCGCUGCCUCGACCUCGUCACCCAACGGUUCGGUUCCCUCUGUUGCCUCCCCCAUAUGACGUCAUUCGACAGGUCGACGGAGACGCAGGAGAAAUACGCGAACGUGGUGACGUGCGGCGAAGGCCUCGUUUCGGGAAUCGUUCAGUCGCUGGUCGCCGGCCAUUCCGCCGCCGUUCCCAUUGACAACGUCUACUCCACCUCCAAGAUCGGAAAGGUUUCCUCUUCAGAAAAUCAUUAGGAAAAGAUGGUUCGAUUCAAAUUUUGCUGAUAGAUACAAUCAAAACUUUUUCUGAUCGAUUACUCUUUACAGGAAGCGAUUUUCGAGAAGAUCCAGGCAAGGUACGGGAAAAAAUGCAGUUUUAUUUGCGUCACGUCCAAUCACGAUACUUCCAAUAUAGCUAAAAAGGUAAUUCUUGUAACUACGCAAAGUUCAUCCAAAACAAUUGUUCAGCUAUCGAUACCCGUCUGGCCAAUCGCCUCGAGCAACGACUUGGAGAAGCUUUUCACUGCGCAGCGGUUGUAUCUCCUCGGUUGAAAAUAUUCAUGUGCUCAAUUAUUCUUCCAAAAAAUAAUUUUUCCAUCUUCGGGUUUCUCGUUUAAUUUCUCCUCUAGCGUUCCUUGUUCAAUUACGCUUAACACAUCUAUAGUUUUUCGUUGUUGUACUCUUAAUAAAUGCCUAAUUGCCAUAAAACUGACAGUUUUUUUAUUUAAUUAUUGUGAAUACAUGUUAUCCAGUGGAGCUUAUGAAAAAUAAAUUUUGACUCACGAAAGUUUCGAGCUGAAAUUAUGGGUUCAAAGUGAUAUGAAAUCUAUCGGCUAUAAAGUAAGUCGCAGCAAGUUUCAGUCCGUAUACCGAAUUUGACCACAUUUCGCUUCAAAACCUCUGUUUUUUGUCUUUUCCGCAGUUUUGUAGAGCAAACGUUUGAAAAAAACUGGUUUUAUAUUAAAAUAGAUCCUUUUUGAGUAUUCAACAUAGGUCUAGAUUCUCUGGCUGAGCUAGCUCCGGUCUUAUAACUCUACCUUUCUCAAGUAUGUAUCUUUAGUUCUGAAAAUUCGAACUACUCGGGCAUUGUUAACGCGAAACGGCUCCGGACGUUUCUGGGCAUAAGUAGUGCCUACUUUAGUAGCGUCAGCGCUCCCAAGUGAUCUCUAGAAUUGCCCAGAAACGUCCGGAGCACGUCCUUUCCGCAUUACCAAUGUCCGGAACUCCUUGAGUGACUCUGAGAAUCCUCGAUAGAGCGCGUUUCCCUAUGUAGAUUGAUUGACUAGGUGCAUAAUCCUUGCACAUAAUUUUUUUUUCUUCGUUUUUUGUUUUUAUUAAUAUUUACUCAUCGAAAAAGAAAAAAAAUUUUCUGAUUCAUAAAACGCAGUUUUCUAUAAGUUUACAUGCAAGUGUUCAAUAUUGCAGUCUUUAUGUGCGCGUCCCUGUUUUAGAAAGGUAAUGGACUGCAAAAUUGCUUCGAAACCGUACUUAUUUAUGUUUUGGUACAGUUUUAUUGAGUUUCAGAACGCUUUUCUUUUUUUCCGAUGAACAUGUCAUAGAAAAGUAGUUGAUUGAGUCAAAAAUUUUAAAUUCGCAGGCUACAAUUGUAUAUAAAACUCCUCUCCUCUUUCUAAGUAAAACAAUUUCGAGAUUUUCCAUGGCAUUUGUAUAAAGUAGAGAUUUUUCUGUACUUUAAUGUGAAGUUUCGCUCUAUUCAUCAGCGUCUUUAUUAAGAGGGUCUGAAAUAUAUUUAAGAAUUUUUAAAUUUUUUUUUCAGCAACUACCGCAGUCUCGUCAGAAGUUUUUUUUUUGUCGAUUGGAUCGCCUUGGACGAGCGGCGAACAAUCACUUGAUCAGGUAAGCAAAGGAAGCUUUUUGUAUGAGCUGCGAAAUUAUAUUCCUACAUAAAAAUUUUUUUAGAAAGUCUUUCAAAAAAGUUUCAAUUUCAAAGGCUCAGUUACAAGUCCUCGUAGAAACAAAAAAAUUCGAGAAGUUUUGUAGAAAAUGAAAACUAUUAUUUCGUAGUUUCUUGAAAAUUUUAGCCGCCGUUCCCUCUGCAUAUCACUAUUCUGGCAUAAGAAAGACAUUAUGAUAAUCUAUUGAUAGAUCAGCGUGAACCCUAACGACUUCACUUGUUUCUAGACAUUAAGAGAGUUUUUAUAAAGAUUUAUGAUGUCAGAUAUAAUUCGUCUGAGAUAAAGUGGAGAAAUGUCAAAGUGCUCAAAGAGGUCCGAGUGGUUCAGAGGUUGGAACUAACAAAUAUCUUACGAGUAAAAAUCGCAGUAUAUAGUAAUCUAGUUUUUAGCACAAAUCAGAUUUAAGGGGAUUGUUGGAAAUUUCAGAGCAGUAUUCCUAGGUCAAGGAAGUAAGCAAAAUUAUUUUCGUAGCAAGAGGCAAGCCCAAAAAGAAAAAGCAUUCAAAUCCUUGAAAAUAUUCUGGGUUAGUACUAUCAUCUAUACUUCUAUCAUCUUUGAAAGUAAAUCUUUUUCACUUUCAAAAUUUAAAUGCUUUUUGUAUUGGAUUUUUGUAGGACAAGGCGAAAAUGGUUGAACGAUCGCCACAAGGUUCCUUUUUAUCAAUUUUUUUUUCAUUAUUUUUUUUUCAGUUGGCGUCACUAAAUAUCUCGUUGCGAAAACGCCUUUACCGAAAAUUACGAGUGAGUUCAUUCCGCUCUUAUUUUUUUUCCUAUGGACUAGUUAAAUUGUUUCAGCGGUCCUGAAGGAUUUAGAAAACAACAAAUAUCAUAUUUUCUCCAACGAUGAACGUUUAUUAGUACAGUCUUCGGUUUACACAGAACGACUUUUCGAUUUCGAAGAAGUAUUUUUCGGGUGAAAUUUCGAUUCAGCUGCCUUUUUUCCAGGCUUUCAUUGUUUUUGAGCCUGGGCUCAAUGAACACAAUCAUUUAAUAGUGAAGAAAGUAGUUUUCAUCAGCGAAGGUCGGUUUUUUUUUUUUCGUUUUUCAACUUUCAAAUCAUCGCUUUUUAUUCCACUGAGCCAAGAAAUCAGAUUCAUCUAAUUUCAUAAUCAUCAUCAUCAUCAUCAUCAUUUAUUCAAUACGAAUAAUAUAACAGUUCAAGGACCAAAAAGACCUCUAACAGAACUAAUUUUCAAAAAGGGAAAUUUAAACAUUGAAAACAACAAUAAACCGUUUAAAAUUUAGAAGAUGUUUUAAGAAUAAUCGGUUAAGAUUUUCGAGCGAAUGAGUACUUUUUUUAUGUUCCGAUAUUUCAGAUCAAAAAAAGGCCUUUGAAAAGAAAGAAGAGUUGUCCGCACAAGUUCCUACCGUCACAGCCGAGCCACCGCUGCGAGUAGAAGCUCCAAAACUGCAGGUCGAAGCUCCACCAAAACAAGUGGUUGUCCAAAGAAAAACUACCGAAGCUGUUGUAACUCAAAAACUGCCGUCGGAACUUUGGAACGAGGAAAUAAGCCGGAUCUCCAAAGGAUCUUCUGAACCAAAACCGAGUUUGUCGGCUCAAGCUGCGCCGAUCGUAGAUUCUCAGCUUGACACCACAAAUAUUGCUCCUCUGUUCACGAUCAAUUCUGAAGCAUCGAGUCCACAAGUUGAACAGACUCCACCUGAACCCUUGAAGGUGAACAGCGAAAGGAACCAACUUCCAAACCGGCAGAACCAAAAUGAAAGCGAGCCGACCAGAACCAACAAGUUGGAAAAUGUGACGAUCAGAACUAUCGGCCCGAUGAGGAAGUCCGCUGACCACUCCGUCAACACCACGGACGAGCGCCGAUUCUCGAAUCGUGCUCCAAUGAACAUCACUUUCAGCAGCGCUCUGCCCCAGAAUCUGGAAUACACAGGUAGAGCGUUGCCAAGUUCAGUUGGCAGUGUAUACUUUGCGAAAGCAGAUCCCCGCGCCGGCUUUGAGCAACUGCAGCCAAGCUUUAGUCCGGCACGCUCAUCAACCCCGAUUCCAACCAAGAAUCUUUCUGCCUCCGCGACUUAUCAGCCUCCCUCCAAGCCAACAGCUAGCACGGAUUCUGUCCUCCCAGAAAAAUCCAGCACAUCUGAAAGCUCAACGUCGAAGUUCGCUCUGCCGCCGGCUACGAAUCCAGUCUCCUUUGUUGGUUUUUCCAAUCGUCAGCAGAAUAUCGUUGCCAAGCCCAUGUUUGGCGCUUCGGAAUCCGACGCCGACUCCCUUUUCAACGACACGUUGAAUACGACGCUCGGCGAGGAGAUCCGCAAGAUGCAACAGAUUUAUCAGCAGCCAACGCCGGUUCCGUGCGAUGUCAUUCAGUCGGCAAUCAGUUGCGACCUGGUAAGCCUAAUUUUUGCGGGUUCAAUAAUGAGUCGAAAAAGAAAAGAAAACUUGCGGAGAGAAGCUAAACAAUUAAAAACUAAAAACUAUUUUUUAUUAUCAUCGUUUUUUUCAAAUAUAUAGUCUUUAUGCCACGACUUGAAAUUUCACGGAACGACAUUCCGCUGUCGAGAAGUGUUCUGGUCAAUUUUAGAGAAAUCACAACCACAAAGUGAAAGACCUUCCUGGUGAUUUUUCUGACUUUUGUUUCAGGAACGCAACGAGGCAGAGAUGGACCCAUCGUUUGAAGAUAAAAGGCAAUAUUUGUAUGAGAAGUAGGUGAAAUACUCAUGAAAAAAUGGAAAAAAAAGUAUUUCAGGUAUGAAUUUUUGGCUCGCUCCGUCGUGUAUCCGUUUGCCGUCGAAGGGUUUGUGACUCGCUCGAAAGAACAAGGAAAGGUUUGCGAACGCCGAUCCUCCUUUCUUCAUUCCUGUAGACGUCUUUUUGAAUUUCAGAUCGACUUGUUCACUCAUCGUUUGGGAAGGCUCACCCUCAACGAUUUCCAAAUUCGAAAAUCAUACACCUACGGCUACCUUCUUGUCGAAGGUCCAGGUGUUUAUACAGGGGUAGCAGAAAGUUAUAUUUCCGAACAAAUUUUUCUGGCUUUUCAGGCCGAUUUCUACAUCUUUCCACCGGGCUUGAAGUCGACCAAGUUCGUCAAAGGAGACACAGUGGAGUGUCGCGGAUUCGGCGUGAUGUCUUACGGGAAACGCAGCAGUAGCGAAUCUCAGUGGUUCCUCUGGUUUGUAGCUCUUUCUUUAUUCCUGAUAGAGGUUUCAUGGCGUUCUCUAAAGAUUUUUUGGUAAACUACAUUUUUAUUAUUAUUAUUUUUUUCUGAUUCUCGUAUUUCUUUGGUCUAUGCUGGGGCAAAGACGGAAUGGUGGAUAAUGGCCGCUGAAAGGGAGAGGCUCAAAAAAGGCCGCAGAAAGGCAGCAAAAAGAGUCCCUUCAUCGAGUCUUUCAUUUUUCUGGGAUUUUGAGACUCAAGAAAUAAGGAAAAAGGGAGAGGCAGCAGAAAUGGUGCAUAAGAGCCGAUGAAAUGGCGCAAAAGGGCAGCAAAAAAGGAACCUUUGUCACCCUAAAAGGAAAAUUUCCAUGGACCUGUGUGUGAAUUAAACAAAAACCUUUUCAUUUCUUUCCAAAAACCAUCGAAGACACGUUUUAACGUUGCUUGAAUAAAAUUAUUUAUUUUGUUGUUUUAGUGAUAGAUGAAAUCGACUAGGCGAUGAACAAGAACUUUUGAAGCUAUAGCGAACCGCCGCGAACUAGAAGUCCAAACGUGUAGUUGAUCAAGUUGAAAGCAUGGUCAUACGGUACUUCGCCUCUUCCUUCUGCGCCUAGUCCAUCCAGUUGCACCUUGAAGAGCUUAGAAUGUAGCGGCUUUUGUGCUGGAACUCGGAGACCGUGCUCUAGGUGGAAGCCUCAGAAUGAGAGCCCGGAAUUUUAUUUUUAGAAAUUUUAUCUGCCUCAUUUUCAGGAGCGACCAUGUCGGUCUUAUGCGUUGUCAAGCCGGAUGCGCCCGAGAUCAUUUAAAGAAAUAUUCAGAAUGGGAACCGACCUCUCAAGUAUUUUCUAUUUUUUAAAAAGCUCAGCCAAUUGAUUCAUUUGAGCUCAUGUCUUUCGUGGCAGUCAUUCAUGGAGACGGAAUGUGGGAAGUGAAGACCAUUUCUCAAGUUUGUCACAGGGAAGACGAACAGGUUUUUAUUAAUUUCUAAUCAGUCGGUCAAUAUGGGAAAAAUGAAAGAAUGGAAAUAUUGGUGAUACGAUUCAUCAGAGUAAUUAUUUCGGAGUUGAUGUUUCAGUUGAUGUUUUAUUAUUUUCUUCACUCCUAUCUCAGCUAAAAGUUGGAAAGCUUCUGCUUUCGGUUCCUCGGAAACGUUUGGAAGCUUUCCAGCAAGUUGUCAAACGUCUUCCACUGAGCUUCCCGGAAAAAAAGCAUUCUAAAAGCGUCCCAGCAGCUUUCUGGAAGGCUUCUGACAGACCUUUUUCAUUUUUUACCUUCCAAAUAUUUUCCGAACGCCUUUCAAAGACUUGCAAAGGCUUCCCAAGACAUUGUGCCUUCUAUUCUUUUUUGAAUACAAAUUUUUUUCGCUUCGGGAGUUCUCGCUUCCGCAUUUUUUUUUCCUGUAAUUUUAUUGCCUUUGAUUACUUAAAGCACUGAGAUUUUGAAUUUUGAGAUUUUCUAGACUUGAGAUUUUUUCCAUUUUCAAAUCUGUGUCUUCAUGUUAUAGUCAAAAAAAAACUUCAAUUUAAUAAGACUUUCAGGCGAACUUAUGGCCGGUUCAUGCAUUGUUUUUGGACGACUUGUUCCUGGAAAGAAACUUGGUAUCCCGGUUUUCAAGCGCUCUGGUGAGAUAGUUUUCUUCCAGUGCGGCUCUUCUACGGUUUGUUACCGUUCCGAAACACUUGGGGAUUUCGUCAACAUCGAUAUUGGUCUGCUUUGUGAACGGUCGAGGAAUCUCGUCUCGGCGUUGGGGGUAUGGUUCAAUUGUUUUGAAUCUGAAAAUUCGUACAAAACUGGCCAUAUAGAUAUUUUUUUUUGGCUAUAUCUUUGCUUUAAACGGUCAGAAUCUACUGAAACUUGGAUAUAUUGUGCACAAAAACGUUUUCAAUAGAUUUACAUGAGCUCAAAACAAUUAAAAAUGUUGGCUCCUAAAAACCGGAAUGGGCAAAAUUCUGGUUUUUCAACUUUUAAUAACGUGACUUCUAAGAAAAGCUUCUUAUUGUAGCUGAAUACCGAAAGUUCCACAGCUUUUUUGCUUCCAAAAAUAAUCCAUUCCAAGAAAAAUUUAUCGCGUAAAUUUUUCCAAAAAGGACAUGAAAAUAAUGAUAUAUCGUUGUUAAGAGUCGUCGUUUUUAUUAUGGCUCGACCCGAAUUUUUUCGACCCCCCAAAACUCUCUGAAAAAACAUAAAAGAAAGUCAAAGAGUAGGAUGAGAAUGGUUUCAGGAACAUACAUGAUAUUUUUCGAAUUUUACCGACCAAUUCAAUUUUUCUCCAAGUUUCGAUGCAUCGAAUCAAUCGACUCUUUUAAGCUUAAAUUUUUGAGAAGAUGAAGGAGAUUUUUUUCUGCGAGAAUGAUGGUAACCAUAUCCCUCUCUUUCAAGUAAAACUAGCUUUUGGAAUGUUUGACCCGUCUGACGACUGUUCCACCAUUUCUGCAAGUCUCAGUUUGGCAUUUUUUUUCAAGAAUCAUUAGAUUUACAAAAAUUCUUCGAAGCGGUACUGACUCGAGCUAGUAGAAUUUUGAAUCUAGAAGAAAAAGCUUCUUUUACAUACAAUUUUCCCCAAAAAUUUACAUCAAUUUGAAGUUUUAUGCUGUUAAAACAUUGUUUAUUGUUCAAAAAGAAUCAAAUUCAAGAUCAGUGGCUUUCUUUCCGAAUAACGAAUUUCAAAGAAAAGAGUUGACGAACCCUAAUUUCGCCAUUUUCGGUUUUUUUGCUAAAUUUUUCCUUUUCAACAGUACUGUAGUUCUACUAACAGGGUAUCGUUGUACCCGUAUACACCAGCUUUGGAACGAGGCGAUAUUGGAGGGCUUUGGAUGUAAGGAGACUUGAGGAAUGGCAGCGUCAACCGUAUUUGGCGGCGUACAGAAAACUGCGUCCAAACACGGAUUUGUAUUUGAAACGUCUAUUCGCUUCCUUCAUUCAAAACUUAUACUUUUCAAUUUUAAGAUGUCAAUGGACCGUUUUGA
This is a messenger RNA of Caenorhabditis auriculariae, 17306 nucleotides long. Lineage: Eukaryota; Metazoa; Nematoda; Chromadorea; Rhabditida; Rhabditidae. The record is from the annotation of a GenBank genome assembly.